AUGGGUCACCUCGUGCCUCCCAACAAUGUGACUGAAUUCAUUCUCUUGGGGCUCACACCGAAUCCACACUUGCAGAAAAUACUCUCUAUUGUAUUUUUAUUUAUUUUUCUAUUUACCAUGCUGUCCAGUCUGCUCAUUGUCAUCACCAUCUCCUCUAGCCCCACACUUUCAUCACCCAUGUGCUUCUUUCUCACUUACUUAUCCUUUAUAGAUGCCUCCUACACCUAUGUCACAACACCCAAAAUGAUCACCGACCUGCUCUACCAGAGGAGAACGAUUUCCUUGGCUGGCUUCCUGACUCAGCUCUUUGUGGAACACUUGCUGGGAGGCUCAGAGAUCACCCUCCUUAUUGUCAUGGCCUAUGAUCACUACAUGGCCAUCUGCAAGCCCCUGCACUACACAACCAUUAUGCGACAAGGGGUCUGCCACCUUCUGGUGGUGAUAGCCUGGAUUGGAGGCAUCCUGCCUACCACUGUGCAGAUUCUUUUCAUGACCGACUUGCCCUUCUGUCGUCCCAAUGUCAUUGACCACUUUAUGUGUGAUCUCUUCCCAUUGUUGAAACUUGCCUGCAGAGACACCUACAGACUUGGGAUGGUGGUGGCAGCCAACAGUGGAGCCAUGUGCUUGCUCAUCUUUUCCCUGCUCCUCAUCUCCUACAUAGUCAUUCUGAGCUCCCUGAAAUCCCAUAGCUCUGAAGGACAGCGCAAAGCCCUCUCCACCUGUGGCUCCCACUUUACUGUCGUUGUACUCUUUUUUGUGCCUUGCAUAUUCACCUACGUGUGUCCUGUAGUCAUCUACUCUGUGGACAAAUUGGUGACUGUGUUCUUUGCUGUCCUCACUCCCAUGUUAAAUCCUAUAAUUUACACUGUGAGAAACACAGAGAUUGGAAGCUGUUUACAAGUUAAGCCCAAAGUGCAGCCAAAUGGCAAGCGUAGUCCCAUGAAUGAUUUUGUAGACAGCUUAGCUGGCUACCUUUUUUGGGUAGAUAUCUUCCAAGGAACAGAAGGUCAGAGGUUGCUUGUUAAAAAUGAUGACCCAGAGUCACUCACUGAACACACCACUGCCACCUUUUUACCAUUCAAGAUUUUUCUGAAGAAAUUAUUUAGGCCCCAUAGAGAAUUCAGACACAAGAUACACAUACGAGCUGUAAAUCAUAAAAUGUGUCACAUCAUAGAUAUGAAGACUAAACAUGCAAACAGCUAUAAAAUAUUAGCAAAAUGUCUGACACUUACACUAUACAGCUCAUUUCCGUAUUGUAUUUCAUAUGCAACACCUUAUUGUGGUGAGUUUUCUGUAAAAGUGGGAUCAAGGGAGGAGGAAGUGAGAGGACAAGAAAGUGGAAGUCCAGAGUUGAUCCAAGCCAUGGAAUUUUAG
This is a messenger RNA of Symphalangus syndactylus (siamang), 1374 nucleotides long. Its product is annotated as olfactory receptor 4C3D-like. Gene Ontology annotation, biological process: G protein-coupled receptor signaling pathway. The record is from RefSeq and is a predicted model, not a curated record. NCBI's taxonomy places the organism in Eukaryota, Metazoa, Chordata, Mammalia, Primates, Hylobatidae. Gene Ontology annotation, cellular component: membrane. Gene Ontology annotation, molecular function: olfactory receptor activity; G protein-coupled receptor activity.